GAAAGUCUCUUAACAGGCAUUUACUUCGUGCUCUGGUCCUCUGGAUUAUGGCUAUGUUCAGAUUGUUCUAAACCUUUUUGUAUCUUUUCGAUAUGACUGCUUUCCAAUUGAGCACUCUACUAGUGCUAAUCGCAAAACUAACAAUAAAUUUUCGUAAAAGGGCGCCCUAAAUUUUUCCCAAAUCUUUUUGAAAUUUUUACCUUCCAAUCCUACCCUUCACUCUCUCACACACACGCAGUAAAAAUCAUCAUCAUCAACCACCAACCUUGUUUUCAAUUUCAUAUAUUUUCCAUUUCUUUUUUCGUAAUACAAUUAAUCAUCUGUAGAAAACUGAAUCCGAGACGUAUGCACUUACACUUUGUGGAAUUGUAAAUAUGAAUUCCACGGAAUCGAUGAAGCUGCUGUUGGCGGCGAGCGGCGGCGACACUGUCAAGCUCUUCGACAUCUCAUUGGAGCCACGGGACCCUUGUGUACUUUCCUACGUGCCGUCUCCGAGUUUCCGAGUGAACUCAGUCAAGUGGAACCACAACAAUUUGGUGGUGGCCAGUGCCGGCGAUGAUAAGAAAAUAUCUUUGCGUAGGAAAAAUGGACAGGGUUUGUGGACUGUCCCUGCCAAAACCGAUAGUGGGGAAAGUAUUGAGGAGUCUAUAUCAACAAUCAGCUUUAGCAACAAAGGAUCCCGAUAUCUUUGUUCUGGUGGAACUGGUCAAAUUGUAAGAAUAUGGGAUUUGCAGAAGAAACGCUGUGUCAAAUGGUUGAGAGGUCAUACUGAUACAAUAGCAGGUGCACUAUACAACUGCAAAGAUGAGCACAUAGCUUCCAUUAGUCGUAAAGGGGAUCUUAUUCUUCACAACCUCGCUUCUGGUACAAAGGCUGCUGAACUCAAGGAUCCUAAUGGACAGAUUUUGGGGGUGCUCGAUUAUUCUCGAAUGAGCAGGCACCUUUUGGUUACUGCUGGGGAUGACGGAUCCAUCCACUUGUGGGAUACAACUGGUCGUAGCCCAAAGGUCUCUUGGCUGAAGCAGCAUUCUGCACCAACUUCUGGCAUUAGUUUUUCACCAUUAAAUGAUAAGAUUAUUGCUAGUGUUGGUCUGGAUAUGAAGUUGUACACUUUUGACUCAGGAUCUAAGAAACCGUCUUCUUGCAUUCCUUAUGAGGCACCUUUUUCUUCCCUGGCAUUCACAGAUGAUGGACUAACCCUGGCGGCUGGUACGACAACUGGUCAGAUUGUAUUCUAUGAUGUUCGUGGGAAGCCACAACCAAUCACUGUUCUUCGUGCUUACGGGAAUUCUGAGGCUGUCUCAAGUCUUUGCUGGCAGAGAUCAAAACCGGUAACUGUAACUGUAAAUGAAAGAAGCUGCACAGAUGAAACUGUGCUCCUGGCAGGUGAUGUAGGAGACUCGUUUUUGAUGCCUGACCCACUUCCUUCUAUGACAUCCUUGAGCCUUUCAACGUCCACAUCAGUGUUCGGAUCUCGAAAUCCUAUUAAUUCAGGUUCUUCUGCAGAUUUAUUUUCUUCUUCUGCAGAUUUAUUUUCUUUUCCAGCAUGUAUUUUUUUCGCCAAUAGCACUCUCAACUUGUCUACUGCAGAAGAAACGUCUGUUAGAAGCAGCUCCUUGACAGGUGGAACUCUGGCUAGAUUACAUGCAUCUCGCAGUUAUAACUUCAAGGAUGAUAUGGAGGUGUUUUCUCCACUUGUGGAAGUUCAACCAAUUACACCCUCCCUUGAUAAAUUGUGGGGUGAUCGUGAGGGUCCAAAGAAAGACCUGGAUAAGAAACCAUCUUUUCUGUAUCCUUCGUCUAGGAGGUUUGCUCUUUCAGAGGAGGUGGCCAAUGAUAGCCAUCCAAUUUUUGACUGGAAAUCCAAUUCAACAUCCAAACAGGAUGACAUGCAUUCUACUUUGUCACAAUUGACAUCCACCUCUGCCUCCACCUAUGGUGAUGACUCCUCCAUAACACCACCAGAAUCUUGGGGUGGCGAGAGAUUUUCAGACAAAUUAAUUCACCUUCGUCAGUCAGUCAACGCGCCUUCUCGCUUCUCAAUGUUGACAUCCAGUAGUUUAUCGUCAGGAUCCAUGUUGUCUGGGUCACAAGAUGUUAAUCUUCCAACAAGUCAGAGCACGAGCAGUCUAACAUCAAAUAUGGGCCUGGCCAAAUUGCGUGUCAGGGAAACCUCCCAUCAAGAAACUCUAUUAGCAACUUCAGAACAUCUUUCCCCUUCUCUAGGUACGAAAGGCUUUACAGGAAAGGGUAAUGCUGAUUCUCUCAGUCCUGCCUUUUCUCUUCAUAGAAGAUUUUCCAGUUAUGCCGAGAGAAUAGGUGCUACACCAUCCUUCAGCGAUGCAGCAGUAGGGUCUCCAAAAACUAAGAAAACUGGAGCAGAAACAAGGGAAGAACUUCUUAACAGCCUAUUAUCGCGGUCUGGCAUGUCAUCUGCCACCGAAGCUGGGGUUGUUCCAACUAUAAAUGGCGAAAUCCCACAACUUCAGGAAACUUCUUUGCAGCCCGAUUUGCAGCAGGGAACUUCAUUUACACUUCAGCUUUUUCAGCACACACUUGAAGAGACUCUUGCUUCAUUUCAGAAAUCCAAUCAUGAAGACAUUCGAAAUCUUCACAUAGAAAUUUUAAGACAAUUCCAUAUGCAGGAGAUGGAGAUGUCAAGUGUCAUGAGAUUGAUCUUAAAAAACCAGGCUGAGAUUAUGAAGGAAAUUCAAUCACUUAGAAACGAAACACAGCAGCUGCGUCAAUUACUGUAAAUGUAGCUGGGGACCCUGUCUCAAAGGUUUCAUCUUUUAUGUUUUAGCUGCUAUAUUAUGUUCGAGUCAUUUGCUAGUUGUUUUAGAAAAGAAUGGAACUCUAAGCUCAUUUACAGGGUGACACUAAUUUGAUGGAAGUUAAAUUAUUAAUUUUGUGCCAUGUGAUUGGUUUGAGGUUGCAUUCACCAAGAGAAAGAUUUGUGGGAGGGCUCUGUUUUGAAUAUAUGCAUACUGUUCUGUCUUUGAACAAACCGAACCAUAUUUUAGCAUUACUAUGUACAGGUUAUCUGAUUUA
Messenger RNA from Olea europaea var. sylvestris, 3051 nucleotides. RefSeq names its product protein NEDD1-like. Gene Ontology annotation, cellular component: kinetochore microtubule. Gene Ontology annotation, molecular function: protein binding; gamma-tubulin complex binding. NCBI's taxonomy places the organism in Eukaryota, Viridiplantae, Streptophyta, Magnoliopsida, Lamiales, Oleaceae. Gene Ontology annotation, biological process: regulation of microtubule nucleation; positive regulation of cytokinesis; regulation of phragmoplast microtubule organization. The record is from RefSeq and is a predicted model, not a curated record.